Adineta steineri is the source of this 1410-nucleotide messenger RNA. Lineage: Eukaryota; Metazoa; Rotifera; Eurotatoria; Adinetida; Adinetidae. The record is from the annotation of a GenBank genome assembly.
AUGGCAAACAAUAAAACGCAAUGUUUUACAUGUAAUAAAGACAAAAUAACAUAUUCUUGUAGAGGGUGUUUACAAGAAUUUUGUUUAAUUCAUUUAACAGAACAUCAACAAAUAUUAAAUGAAGAAUUAAAUCAUAUUAUUAAUAAUUAUGAUGAAUUUAAACAAAGAAUUAAUGAAAAAAAACAGAAUCCACAAAAUGAUUUAUUAAUAAAACAAAUUAAUCAAUGGGAAACAAACUCAAUUGAAAUAAUUAAACAGAAAGCACAAACUUGUAGAGAAACUGUUAUUAGAUCUUCAGAAAUAUUUAUUAAUGAGAUUGAAGAGAAAUUUAAUGAUUUAUCUGAACAAAUAAAACAAAUUCAUGGCGAAAAUGAAUUCAAUGAAAUCAAUUUAAAUUAUUUAAAUAAUCAAUUAAGAAAAAUUACAGAAGAAUUAAAUAAUUCAUCAAAUAUUUCUAUUAAAGAAGACUCACAAUCAUUUAUUAAUGAAAUUUCAAUUAUUUCACCGAAAAAAUCAAAAUUCAAUAAAUGGAAGCAAAGUGCUAUCACUGUGGCUGGUGGAAACGGAGAAGGACAAAAAUUAAAUCAACUCAAUUACCCUUAUGGAAUCUUUAUUGACGGAAAGAAAAAUAUUUUCAUUACUGAUUAUGCAAAUCAUCGUAUUGUUGAAUGGAAAUAUAAUGCAAAAGAAGGACAAAUCAUUGCAGGUGGAAAUAAACAAGGAGAUCGAAUGAAUCAAUUGAGUAAUCCAACAGAUAUGAUUGUUGACCCACAAAAUCAUUCGAUCAUCAUUGCUGAUGGUGGGAACAGACGAGUAAUUCGAUGGUGGAAUCAAAUUCCACAAAUUCUCAUUGAAAAUAUUCACUGUUUGGGACUGACAAUGGAUAAAAAUGGAUUUCUUUAUGUUUCUGAUGCUGAGAAGAAUGAAGUGAGACGAUGGCAGAUGGGAGAAUAUAACAACGAAGGAAUUAUAGUGGCAGGUGGAAAUGAAGAAGGAAAUAAACUCAGUCACCGUAAUUUCCCUAAUUUUAUCUUCGUUGACGAAGAUCAAUCUGUUUAUGUAUCAGAUCGAAACAAUCAUCGUGUUAUGAGAUGGAGAAAAGGUGCAAAAGAGGCAAGAAUUGUCGCUGGAGGAAAUGGUAAAGGAGCAAAUCUAAAUCAAUUGUCUUAUCCUCAAGGAGUGAUUGUUGAUGAUUUGGGUCGAAUCUAUGUGGCAGAUUUUGGGAAUCAUCGAGUAAUGCGUUGGUGUGAAGGAAAAGAAGAAGGUGAAAUUGUUGUUGGUGGAAAUGGUAAAGGAAAUCAAUCAAAUCAAUUGAAUUAUCCCCGUGGUUUAUCUUUUGAUGAUGAAGCACAUCUUUAUGUUGUUGAUUAUGGAAAUCAACGAAUUGAAAAAUUUGAAAUAAUUUUGUGA